Messenger RNA from Canariomyces notabilis, 2709 nucleotides. RefSeq lists its product as uncharacterized. The transcript is spliced from 6 exons. The coding region runs from base 1 to 2709 and encodes 902 amino acids. The record is from RefSeq and is a predicted model, not a curated record. NCBI's taxonomy places the organism in Eukaryota, Fungi, Ascomycota, Sordariomycetes, Sordariales, Chaetomiaceae.
AUGGCGUCUGAGCACCAAACAUGCUUUCCUGCGGACUAUGCCAGGCUGACCACCCUGUACGUCAGUGCCGCCAACUGGAAGACCAACCAACAUAGGCGGGCAAGGCUUACCAACUUCGUCAGCAAGAAUAUCCGUGAGGAAUUUCUAGAGUAUUCUCCCAGGAGCUAUAGGUGGGCUGAGCUUGAGAGGUGGCUUACCCAUUGCCUGGGCUACGAUUCUCGGAAGCACGAUAUCAUGUUCGCGCCUUUUGGGCUGGAAGAUGAUAACGCAAAGCAGCUGAGCAGCGCGUAUGAAUGGGAAGAUCUCCUCUCCGACAUAACCAAGCACUGCGUCGUAGUGGCUUGGUACACGGAAGUCUUUCUGUUGAUCAUGCCUCGGGACGAUCCUUAUGAAUUCCGCCGGCCUGUAGACACUGAAGCACCCGAAUUCCGGAAUCCCUGGCCCGGAAUCAAUAUUACUCGAACAGAGGAGAAGACAAGCGACGGGAGCGUGAGCCCAAGGACCAUUACUCCUAGCCAGACCAUCAAGGAGGACCAUAGUGGCUCGCACGACAAUCAGAAAUCAGGAGACUCCGACCCUGCCAAAACUCCAUCCCUUGCAGCAAGCGCGGAGUUGUCAGAUAAAGGGGGAGCUGGCUCUGAGAAACCCAGCCUAACACAAACGGCUGAAUCACCCUCCUUCGAAAUUGAGGGGAUCAAGCUCCAGGGGGCGCCCCGCGACACGAGGCGCGCCUUCGACUUCCAGAACCCCUGGGUCGAGACUCGCCUCGCCCCCUACCCAGCUGGGGGCCGACGACCCGGGGCCGUGGCCGCCUCGCCCCCGACUCCCGGCCCACCGAUCAUGGCUGACAUUGUCGACAUCGCGGCGGAUGACUACGCGAUUGCCGACGAGGAAGACGACGACUACGGUGCUUUCGACCUAAGCGUAAUUGACACCUACGUGGGGAGCUACAACACAGGCGAGAGGAAUCCCUCGGACUGGCACACCUGCCUCCGGUUCUUCAACAUCGACAUAGCGGAUUAUCAAAGGCGAGAAUCUCUGCCUACGCGGAACGGACCCGAACGCAAGCGGGUUCCCAUCAAGAAGCUGCCAGGGAUGGCGGUCGGCUUGGAACUUGCUGACCGUUUGCCAAACGGGCCAAACAUCAUAGUUGCUCCUGCGAGAAGCUGUGCGGCCAUGAUGCGGGACGCAAAGACGAAACUUGACCUCAAGCACUUCAAGAUGCGAGCGGCAUAUGAGGGCGCCAACAAGGAUGAUCAGCUCUCAAUUGUCGACAUUGGUCUACUCCGUGCCAAAGCCCCGGCCAAGAAAGCUGGCGUCGAUGAGCCUAAGGGCUAUCCGUAUGAACAAAUCCUCGGCCUGGACCAGUACAUCAUAACCGUGUCGCCGGAGUCGAUCCCGAAGCUGAGCAACGGGCCCGGUGCCGGCGCCCAUAUGCCUGGCGUGGUUCUGAUGGACGAGUUCCACGAGUACGCCAGCUCCAAGGACGGCCGGACAUCCGUGUGGCUCCAUGGCCUGAAGAGAUCCGCCUUGGAUUCGCAGUCCCCGACUCCGCUGAUGUACUUUGUAUCUGGCACUCCGUUUGGCGAGACGCCUGCCGACAUCCGUCCAGCCAUUGCUCUCUUUGAGAAGGAGGCUUGGAGCGACGAGGCCCAUCCUCUGCACGACGUCACUCUCGGGAGGUUUGACGACCUCACCAAUACCUUCGACAGGCUCGCAUCAUUGCAGGCCAACGGAGAGGCGAUUCCGUUUGAGGAUAUUCUCGAGUAUCGUCGCCGCCUAGACCGAAUAUUCAAACACACCAUGGUGCGUCGGCUGGGAACAGGCAAGUUCCAGAACAGGAACUUGACCAGCAUCGGCCCGCUCAAGACCACAUCGGCGAGCUUGCCAUCCAGGCGGCCGCGGCCGCGGGCCAAGGAGUCGGACAUUUUAUUCGCAGCAAUGCCGGCCAAGACCUGCUACUCAAGCUGCGGCUUGCGUCCACCUUUCCCGGGUAUCGCCAGCUCUCCCGCCUCGGCCGACUUCACAUUCACCGUCCCCGAGAUCCUCUCUGUCCUGUCAGGGGCCGAGGGCAAAAUUGCGCAGACGCCCUAUUACCGGCACAUCCCUACCUGGGCAGCCAACAGCCCCAAGCUGGAAACCAUCAACAAGACGGUUACGACGAUGCUGGACGACAAGUCGCGCAUUGAGGGCGAGUCAGCACACGCCAAGAAAUACUGCAUCUUCUGCCCUCUCGAGGCUGAGGCGCUGCUGCUGUACGGCUACCUUUUGUUGCGGAAGGCCAAAGAGAAGCGACUCAAGCCAGUCUGGAUCCAUAGCGGCAUGACGCAGGCCGAGCGGCAGCAGACGAUCGACAGUUUCCUGGAGCCUGGCAACGCGCCCCCUAACGUGCUCGUCGCGCCCAUGGACCUCGCCGGCACCGGGCUGAACCUGCAAAAGGCCAAAUACUCGACCGUGACCAGCCCCGCAUGGAUGAAGCGCGACAACCAGCAGGCUUACUACCGCAUCCACCGCGUUGGGCAGAAGCAGAACACCACACAGCAGCUGCUGACGUGCCGGUGGAAUCCCGCUGAGCGCGUCAUUCUGGCCAAAUAUGAGGGGCGGGUGGUCGAAGGGGAUGAUGUCUGGGAGGUGAGCAAUCGCUUCUGCGGACUGGCCAAGGGAGGGCUGGUGGAUAGACACCAGGAGGCUGAUGGUGAUACCCAGUGA